This is a messenger RNA of Magnolia sinica, 1757 nucleotides long. Its product is annotated as F-box protein SKIP16-like. Lineage: Eukaryota; Viridiplantae; Streptophyta; Magnoliopsida; Magnoliales; Magnoliaceae. The transcript is spliced from 5 exons. The record is from RefSeq and is a predicted model, not a curated record. The coding region runs from base 287 to 1582 and encodes 431 amino acids. Gene Ontology annotation, molecular function: protein binding.
GCUUACAUGCGAGAUUGCAAGUGCGCUUAGCAAAGCUCAGAUAAAGAGCCGUGAAAUCGCGAAAAAGAUGGCGAUAUUUUCGAUAAUAUCGUUUCAUCAGUUUUUCUCAAAAAAAUCGCGGUAUUUUCGAGUAUGUUUUUUUUACUCCACUCCUCCGUCCUCACUGUAGCCUCUAGCGUGGGGUGUUAUAUACACGCGGCGUACGUUAGCCUUUCAUAGAGAGAGAGAGAGAGAUAGAGAAAGAGAUGCGCCUUUCAUAGAGAGAGAGAGAUAGAGAAAGAGAGAGAUGGGGUUGGAGAAUUUGGAGGAUUUGGUGAUCCACACCAUCUUAUUAAAGCUAAGGCCUGAGAACGCAGCAGUGGUGGCGUGCGUAAACAGGCGAUUUAGGUAUUCGGCAUCCGACGAACAGCUCUGGCGCAUUUUUUGCUCCGAAGAUCUCGACCUUUCAUCUCCCCAAGAUCCUUCCGGACAACCCAUCUCUUCCUUCAAGGUGACAUAUAAAUUAUGGAAGGAAGCUUUUUGCAUGUAUCCAUGGCCUCUCGUGAGGAGAGCCAAGAAAUGUUGGAGUAUGAUCCAAACUUGGAUGGCUUUGAAUUUUCCAGAGGCUGCAAGUACUUUGCAGAAAGGCGCAUCUGAAGCAAAACUAAAGGAGGUGGAAGACAAAUUGAGGGUGAAAUUACCUGUUGCUACAAGGGUUUUAUAUCGGCUUUGUGAUGGCCAAGAUAUAGCGCAAGCUUCUUCUGGAUUUCGUCUCGGUCUUAUUGGAGGUUACUCCUUUUAUGGAUAUGUAGUGAAUGUUUGCUUAUUACCUUUAAAUCAGGUAAUCAGCCAAACCAGAAAGUUUGUGAGUCAGCUUGGUUUUUUUAAUAGAUCUAAGCAUAUUCUAGUGGCUUCUUCUAUGUUUAGGGAGAAGUCAUUUUUCCUUAACUGUGUGACUGGCCAACUCUUUGUUGGCACUGAAGAUGGACAAAUGAUGUCAUGUGUACCUGAUGCAUUAAUAAGCUCAGUGCACGAUAUGAAUGGUGAUCUGCCACAAGAUGCCAUGCUGUUGUGGUUAGAGGAGCAUGGUAGGCGUUUACAAAGUGGCAUGAUUCGAGUUCAUGAGGAAGGUAAAAUCCGAAGUAUCAGCCUGUUCCCAGAAGCAGCACCGUACUGUUCCACUGCAGUGACUAAUGGUGUCCAGAUCCGUGCUUCUGCUGUGAUUGUUCCAGAGCUAUGCAACUUUCAGUCUAGGCAGACAUACUACUUUUCUUACUCAAUCCGAAUGCGUCUCCUGCCUCAGGGCUGCAUAUUGGAUGGUGUGAACUACCCAUCUUGCCAACUUUAUUGGCGCCAAUGGAUCAUCCGUGCUAAUGAUGCAGUUGUAUCUGAUGUUAAUGGUGCAGCUGUCAUUGGAAAGCAUCCGCUCUUGUAUCCUGAUGGGGAGGAAUUUGUUUAUGAAAGUUGCUCGCGCAUGCCCUCUACUGGUUCUAUUGAGGGUGUUUUUACAUUUGUUACGGGCAGGUUGGAGGACCCCAAAGGAAGACACUUUCAUGUGGAGGUGGCCCAGUUUCCCCUUGAAGUGCCGGAGUAUAUCUUCUGAUCAGAUGGUCGGUAUGCUAAGUUACCCAAAUUCCCUCACAACAGUAAUUCAUUCUCUGCUUAUGACCAUGUGCAGCUACGGUGUGAGUUGAAAAAUUGAUAUCCUAUCCGCAUGUGAUGUAUGUAUGGUGAACUCUUUCAAAUGCUAUUUCACUUAAAAUCAGAAAUUACAUGUC